AUGUUCCUGAACUUUUGUUCUGAAUCCGAUGGCUUUAAAGCGAUUAGUGAUCUGAGCGAUUUGUCUGACCAAGACGACAAGACGCCGAAGACAAUAUUCGGAACGUUUACAACACAUAUCCUGCUGAGAUUCAAGAAAUCUGGUUCUCCUUCGCUGCAAACGGCAAUGAACUACCUUAGCUGUUUAAAGGGUAUUUUUAUCAGAAUAUGCGAGACCGACAUAUUUAAUGACCUGCAUUGGUACCAGGUAAAAGUGCGUCGAAACACGACUUCAAAAUACGUGGCAUAUGCCCAGAAAGAAGGCAUUACGCUACAAAACACAGCGGACGAUAUCACUGACGAGAUAUUGCGACUGCUCUGUGAGCAAAUGGUGGAUUCCAAUUCCUGGAUCGGUAUAGAAAACCGAGCUCUGCUAAUUGUUCUUUGGCAUUUACUUGGCUGA
This is a messenger RNA of Plasmopara halstedii, 441 nucleotides long. RefSeq lists its product as uncharacterized. The transcript has a single exon. The coding region runs from base 1 to 441 and encodes 146 amino acids. The record is from RefSeq and is a predicted model, not a curated record. NCBI's taxonomy places the organism in Eukaryota, Oomycota, Peronosporomycetes, Peronosporales, Peronosporaceae.